Suncus etruscus (white-toothed pygmy shrew) is the source of this 2148-nucleotide messenger RNA. It is a transcript of the gene AGK, whose product is annotated as acylglycerol kinase. Gene Ontology annotation, cellular component: TIM22 mitochondrial import inner membrane insertion complex; mitochondrion. The record is from RefSeq and is a predicted model, not a curated record. Bases 156 to 1424 code for a protein of 422 amino acids. Lineage: Eukaryota; Metazoa; Chordata; Mammalia; Eulipotyphla; Soricidae. Gene Ontology annotation, molecular function: ATP-dependent diacylglycerol kinase activity; acylglycerol kinase activity; ceramide kinase activity. Gene Ontology annotation, biological process: ceramide biosynthetic process; protein insertion into mitochondrial inner membrane. The transcript is spliced from 16 exons.
AGAGUUCCAGUGCUUACUUAGAUGGAAUAUGUGCUGUGAUUCUAUUGCUUUGCAACAGUGCAUUCACAGAUGACCAGGAGUGAUGGUUUCAGCCACAAGAGCUGCUCCAAAGCUUAGCUGAUGCCUCUACUAGCCUAGCACAUCCCUAGGAGAAGAUGACUAUGUUCUUCAAAACUCUCCGAAACCACUGGAAGAAAACUACAGCUGGGAUCUGCCUAGUGGCAUGGGGAAGUCAUUGGCUGUAUGGAAAACACUGUGAUAAUCUACUCAGGAGAGCGGCUUGCCAGGAGGCUCAGGUUUUUGGCAAUCAGCUCAUUCCUCCAAAUGCACAAGUAAAGAAGGCCACUGUCUUUCUCAACCCUGCGGCUUGCAAAGGCAAAGCCAAGACCCUGUUUGAGAAAAAUGCCGCCCCCAUUUUACACCUCUCUGGCAUGGAUGUGACCGUUGUCAAGACAGAUUAUGAAGGCCAAGCCAAGAAGCUCCUAGAGUUGAUGGAGAAUACGGAUAUGAUCAUUGUCGCAGGGGGAGAUGGGACCCUGCAGGAGGUCAUUACUGGGCUUCUCCGGCGAGCAGAUGAGGCCACCUUCAGUAAGAUCCCCAUUGGCUUCAUCCCGCUGGGCCAGACCAGCAGCUUGAGUCAGACCCUCUUUGCUGAGAGUGGGAACAAAGUCCAACACAUCACGGAGGCCACACUCGCCAUUGUAAAAGGGGAGACUGUUCCUCUUGAUGUCUUGCAGAUCAAGGGUGAAAAGGACCAGCCUGUUUUUGCUGUGACUGGCCUGCGAUGGGGAUCCUUCAGAGAUGCUGGCGUCAAAGUUAGCAAGUACUGGUAUCUUGGGCCUCUGAAAACCAAAGCCGCUCACUUUUUCAGCACUCUUAAGGAGUGGCCGCAGAUUCAUCAGGCCUCCAUCUCCUACACGGGCCCCCGAGAGCGACCACCCAGCAGUGCUGAGGAGACUCCGGCUCGCCCCUCUCUGUACCGGAGAAUCCUGCGGAGGCUGGCAGCAUACUGGGCACCCCCCCAGGAUGUCUCCCAGGCGCUUCGUCCUGAGGACUGGCAGGAGAUGCAGUUGUCCACCAUUGAGCUAUCCAUCACCACAUGCAACAGCCAGCUGGACCCCACGAGCACGGAAGACUUCAUGAACAUCUGCAUCGAGCCUGACACCGUGACCAAAGGGGACUUCAUAAUGCUGGGGAGUAAGAAGGUGCAAGAACCAGCACUCCGCUCUGCUGGGACUGAGUGCCUCCGUGCCAGCCAGUGCUCUCUGCGGCUGCCUGAGGGCACAGAGGGCUCCUUCAGCAUAGACAGUGAGGAGUAUGAGGCGAUGCCCGUGGAGGUGAAGCUGCUCCCCAGGAAGCUACGUUUCUUCUGGGACCCUCGCAAGCGGGAGCAGUUGCAACUUCAGGCAGUCCCAGGAGCCUGAGCAGCCCCAGCAUACAGCUCAAGGGGGACAUCGCUACCCCCACACCGCCUGCCCCAACAGUGGGACCAAACGGUGCCCGGCAUCCCUGCGUGCCCACUCCCUCUUGCCACAGCCAGCGCCCCUCUGCCCUGCUCCACCUGGGACUUCUGCACCUAGCUCCCCUGCAGCAACACACACAGCUGUUCCCUCCCAGCAGCUCGAGGGGCAGGCUUUGUCCCAGCAGAGUGCAAGCACAUGGGACAGCAGGCUCCCCAUCAUCCCAAUCCCAUACCCCUUCCUGGGCCUACCUGUCCCCCACCUUUUCCCAUCCAUCGCUGCUGCAGGCGCCUGUGGCCCUUCUUCAGCCAUGGCUGAACUAGUAGAAAAUGCUGAUGUUGUGCGUUACUUUAUUUUUUUUUUUUUUUUUGAGUAGUGCUUCUUCAUUGUGGUGCAUGCUGGAAACUGGCUUGGCCCACUGCCGCAAUCCAGAUAAGUCCAGUCAUCUGUGCAUCUGUGUCAUUUUUUUUUAAAUAAGUGACCACCCUUGCAGGGAACCCUUAGCUGUUCCACCCUUUCCUCUCAUGUGUGCCCCAGAAGUAUUGGGGAAAAUCAUGUAUUCUCCCACACUCUGAAGCUGACGUCUAAAAUCUUAUAGAGGAAGUUAAAAAGUUGCCAAAGUAUGUCCUUGUCUGGUGCCAUGUAAAUAUUGAUAUUUUAAAAUAAAACCGUUAACAUCACUCUCAAA